AUGGCUGAAGAACACUCAAUAAAUAAUGAGAAUUCGGCGCUCAAGGAUAUCAUGAACGGGUCCAUAGCCGGUGCCAUCGGGAAGUUUAUAGAGUACCCGUUUGACACAGUGAAAGUCAGAUUACAGACACAGGGGUCGAGCAUCUUCCCUACUACUUGGUCUUGUAUCAGAUACACGUAUAGGAACGAGGGUGUUUGGAACGGGUUCUUCCAAGGCAUAGGGUCUCCGCUUUUCGGCGCCGCUCUCGAGAACGCAACGCUGUUUGUCUCUUAUAACCAGACAUCGAAACUGCUGGAUAAAUAUUGCAAAGUAUCUGAGCUUAAUAACAUAUUGGUUUCAGGUGCAGUCGCUGGGUCCUUCGCCUCCUUUGUUCUGACGCCAGUGGAGCUGAUCAAGUGUAAAUUGCAGGUCGCCAACUUGGAAAACCAGAUACCGGGGAAGGCCAAGCAGAACACAAAGAUCAUCCCCACACUACUGUCCGUGAUCAAAGGGAAAGGUGUGUUGGGUCUGUGGCAGGGCCAAUCGUCCACGUUCAUCAGAGAAUCCCUAGGCGGUGUCGCAUGGUUUGCAACUUACGAGCUGAUGAAGAAGUCGUUUAAGAAGAGACACCCAGGGAGAGACAACAAGACAUGGGAGCUGCUCGCGAGUGGUGCAAGUGCGGGUCUUGCAUUCAACGCCAGCAUAUUCCCAGCAGACACCGUCAAGUCGAUAAUGCAAACAGAGCACAUCUCUUUGGUCAACGCCGUUAAAAAAGUGUUCUCGAAGUACGGAUUCACCGGCUUCUAUCGCGGGCUCGGGAUAACGUUGAUCAGAGCUGUUCCAGCCAAUGCAGCCGUAUUCUACACCUACGAGACAUUAUCUAAAGCAUGA
Huiozyma naganishii CBS 8797 is the source of this 870-nucleotide messenger RNA. RefSeq lists its product as uncharacterized. Gene Ontology annotation, biological process: mitochondrial L-ornithine transmembrane transport. Gene Ontology annotation, molecular function: L-ornithine transmembrane transporter activity. The transcript has a single exon. The record is from RefSeq and is a predicted model, not a curated record. Lineage: Eukaryota; Fungi; Ascomycota; Saccharomycetes; Saccharomycetales; Saccharomycetaceae. The coding region runs from base 1 to 870 and encodes 289 amino acids.